AAGUGUAUGAGGCAAGAGUCAAGAUGCAGAGCGCUGCCCUCCUCUGGCUGCUGGCUAAACCACAGCCAGGCAGUUGGCCACUUUACCAAAACAACGACGCUUCUUCCUCUUGUCCCACAUCACUCUGUGUCGUUUGGUCUUGUGAGGAGAGUGGAGCUAACGCGUGACGACUCAAGGGCGCUAAACUCUUACACAGCUGGCUGCGGUCUAGUCGACGAGUUUAUUUUUGAGAUAUGAGUCAGCGUAACACAAUAUUCAAGCGUGCCAGCUAGUGGUGUGUGAUCUGGAGGGAGAGCAAAGGACAGCAGGGAAUAUGGAGCUGUCAGAUGGCUUGCUGCUGCAGGUCAACAAUGGAGAGCAGUGGUGUAACCGCUGGAAACAUCCUAAUGAUGACUCGGACCGCAGCACCAGCCCCUCAGUCCUGCGAUGUGUUGCCAGCACAUGGAAGGAGGGCCUGCUGAACAGAAAGAGGCCCUUUGUUGGCCGCUGCUGUCACUCCUGUACACCACAGAGCUGGGAGAAGCUGUUCAACCCCAGUAUUCCAUCUCUGGGAUUGCGCAACGUCAUCUACAUCAAUGAGACUCACACCAGACAGCGGGGCUGGUUGGCGCGCAGGCUGAGCUAUGUGCUGUUUGUGAUGGAGAGAGAUGUCCACAAGGACAUGUUCGCCAGGAACGUGGUGGACAAUGUGCUCAACAACAGCAGAGUGGAGACUGCCAUUGUGAAGGUGGCCACAGAUGUGGAUGCUGCGACCAGCCAGACUGGCCAGGAGCACAAAGCAGUCAGUAAAGUGAAGCAGAAAGCCAGGGCCUUCCUCCAGGAGAUGGUGGCUAACAUUUCACCAGCCUUCAUCAGGCUGACAGGGUGGGUCCUCCUUAGACUCUUUAAUGGUUUCUUCUGGAGCAUCCAGAUCCACAAAGGUCAGCUGGAAAUGGUCAAGAAAGCUGCUACAGAGCAAAAUGUGCCCAUGGUCUUCCUGCCUGUUCAUAAAUCUCACAUUGACUACCUGCUCAUCACCUUGAUCCUGUUCUGUCACAACAUCAAAGCCCCACACAUUGCCGCUGGAAACAACCUAAGCAUCCCUAUCCUCAGCACUCUGAUCCGUAAAUUGGGAGGAUUUUUCAUACGACGGAAAAUGGAGGAGACAGGGGAUGGAAAGAAAGACAUUUUGUACAGAUCACUCCUACAUGCAUACACAGAGGAGUUGUUGCGUCAGCAGCAGUUUUUGGAGGUCUACCUGGAGGGUACACGCUCCCGCAGCGGUAAGCCGUCUCCAGCACGUGCAGGCAUGCUGUCCAUCGUGGUAGACACACUGCACACUGGGUCCAUCCCAGACGUGCUGGUGGUGCCAGUUGGCAUCUCCUAUGACCGCAUCAUUGAGGGCAACUACAAUAGUGAGCAGCUGGGCAAGCCCAAGAAGAAUGAGAGUUUGUGGGGAAUAGCAUGUGGUGUGUUCAGGAUGCUGAGGAAGAACUACGGGUGUGUGCGAGUUGACUUCAACCAGCCCUUCUCCCUGAAGGAGUACCUGAGCACCCAGAGAAGCCGCCAUAUACCCCCACCAGAGUCCCUGGAACACACCUUGAUGCCCACCAUUAUUUCUGCACAGCCUGAUGCUCAGCUGUUUGAGGGGCAGGAGGAGGAGCAGAUGAACAGGGAGCUGCCCGAAGACAUCUUCAGACGACAACUUAUUAACAACCUGGCCAAGCACGUCCUCUUCACGGCUAAUAAGUCCUCAGCGAUCAUGUCUACCCACAUUGUGGCCUGUCUGCUGCUAUACAGACACCGACAGGGGGUGGUGCUAUCAAAGCUGGUUGAAGACUUCUUCAACAUGAAGGAGGAGAUCCUCUCACGGGACUUUGACCUGGGCUUUUCGGGGAACUCAGAGGACGUGGUCAUGCGUGCCCUCCACCUCCUGGGAAACUGCGUCAAUGUGACCAGCAGUGCAAAUCGCAACGGAGAGUUCACUAUUGCACCCAGCCAAACUGUACCGGCGCUGUUUGAGCUCAACUUCUACAGCAAUGGCCUUUUCCACGUUUUCAUUUCUGAUGCAAUCAUUGCCUGCAGCAUCCUGUCACUGCAGCGAGAGCUGCUCGUGGAGUCAGAGUCUGAUCACCAGUCUGGUGGUCCCAAUAGCCUCCCUCUCAGUCAGGAGAGGCUCAUCCGCAAGGCUGCUGGGCUCUCCCACUUCCUUAUCAAUGAGGUGGCAGUGGCACCUCCUUGUCAGACUAUUUACCAGGUUUUCCAUGAUGCAGUGACCCGACUGAUUCAGUAUGGAGUUCUCUAUGUAGCAGAGGAGGACCAGGAGGAACUGAGUCCCAGCCCCACAGACGAACCGUGGCCCAAAAAGUUCCCAGAGCCUCUGUCCUGGAGAAGCGACGAGGAGGAUGAGGACAGUGACUUCGGAGAGGAGCAGAGAGAUCGCUAUCUAAAGGUGAGCGUUGCCGCAGAGCACCAGGAGUUCUUCAUCUUCCUUCAGCGACUGCUCAGCCCCGUGCUGGAGGCCUACAGUGGGGCUGCGAUCUUCGUCCACAGUCUGAGUCAGCCCAUGGCUGAGUCCGACUACACCCAGAGGCUCUUCAGAUACCUGCUCACCCGCACAGAGAGAGGAGUGGCUGCUUACGGUGAAAGUGCAACUCAUUACCUGGUUAAGAACACAGUGAGGACAUUCAAAGAGCUUGGGGUCCUGAAGGAGAGAAGAGAGAACAAGGUGACCACUCUGGAGCUGAGCAGCACCUUUCUACCUCAGGCCAAUCGGAACAAACUCCUGCAGUACAUCUUAGGUUUUACACUGCUGUGACCGAGACAAAUUUCAGCCCAGCUCAGACCCCAGGCUCCUUCCAAUAAAGGGCUUCUACUGGUUACUUCUAAACAAUCCCAGGUGCUACUCUGUGGAAAGCUUUUACCAGGAAGUGCCUUCACGUAAAAGCCGCUAACUGUUAGCUGUUAGCCAGAAGAGACUUGAAGCCAGUCUUCCCUUUUCGUUCCAGUCUAUGACUCCCUGUCUUAGAACUGUGCAGCUGAUAAAACACAUGUAUUGUUACUUUGAAGAGGUACGUCUAGGAAUCACCCUCUCUUUGUGAACUUUGCCAGUGACAUCAAGAAGUUUUAAUACGAUUAAAAUUUUAAACAAGCAGAAAAUGAAACUGAAGCAGGUUAGUAAAUAAGAAUCACUUUUACAGCAGUCUGAACAAAACAAGCUGCGUUUCGUCUAUACAAGUUAACAAGCAAAAUAUGCAUAGAAAAUAAUGUUAAACGUAAUCAACGACAAAGAUAUUUUUAUGUUAAAUCUGCUUGUUUGUAAAACUGCUGUAUUCUCUCCAGUGCACUCGUUAUCAUGCAGUAGAAAACAUGUCAAUAUGUAGUUUAAUGAAACAAAUUCCUGUACAUAGACCACAAGAGCAAUGUCUCUUUUUUUUCAGUGCAUUUACAUACAUGCACUGUGGUGUCAUCAAAUUUCAUAAUGUAUAAACCUUCAAUAGAAAGAUUUGCUGACUGCUGGGAGAUACAUUUCCCCCACUAAAUGCGUACAUAUCCAAAUUUUCAUUUAGAUCCUUUAAAUCCUCCGUUCAAACAGUUAAGGUCGGUUAUUCUGCACAGUCACUGGUUUAGAAUAUCAAAACAAUAAGCACCAAACCAGUUUAACUAUUCAAAAAUAUUUACAUGGCAAACACGAAAUGUACCUGUUCAAAGUCCACCGUAAGUAAAGCCUAAAAUGACAAAUGUCUACAGUUAAGUGCAUUCAAACCACUAAUAUCUAAGUGCAUUCAGUUAAACAUUUCAUCAUGGGUUUUGAUGAAGAGUGACCUUGAUAUUUGUGUUUGUGCAACACUUUUUUUAACCACUUUUCAAUGGAUGUUGAGCACAGCACUUAAAAUACUUAAAACCAACCAUCACAUCCACUUACGUUCAAAUGCAACAAGCUCAGAAACAGGGACAGCAGAGAUUUGGGAUUGCCAUCAGUUUUUCCUGUAUAAUGAAGACACACUGUAUAAAGCUUUCAUAGCACCAGUUUUCUUCUGAUGGUUGCGCAUUUCUAAGAGAGAGGAACUACAUAACUACAUAGUCCACUGUGUAAUCCACUUGAACAAUAGGUCAGGUCUUUGAACGCAAGUGAGAACAAGGUGUUUCUCUUGUAUUGUCAAGAAACUUUUAAAAACGAGGAGGACGUUUUUCUCCUUUGAGUUGUUUACUUUUAAAUACAAAGGUUCAGAAGACAAAUAAUACUGUCAUCUUUAACUGUCAGGUUUGCCCUUGCUAUUUUCCUGUUAUUCACUUCAGUUUUUUUGGACCUUGUCUUACUUUCUCGAAAUCAUAUUCUAAAAAUGUAAUCUAAACUCACUUUAAACUAGCUGUAAGUAGAUCCUGAUAAUUGAAAAUAUUUUGCUCUAAAAUGUAGGUACAAAAGAGUGUCAGGCAGACUGGGAAUCAAAACUGGUAACAGUAUGUUCAUCAUGAAAAUUAAAAA
Messenger RNA from Lates calcarifer (barramundi perch), 4465 nucleotides. It is a transcript of the gene gpam, whose product is annotated as glycerol-3-phosphate acyltransferase, mitochondrial. The transcript is spliced from 21 exons. Gene Ontology annotation, molecular function: glycerol-3-phosphate O-acyltransferase activity. The coding region runs from base 314 to 2797 and encodes 827 amino acids. Gene Ontology annotation, biological process: phospholipid biosynthetic process. Lineage: Eukaryota; Metazoa; Chordata; Actinopteri; Centropomidae. The record is from RefSeq and is a predicted model, not a curated record. Gene Ontology annotation, cellular component: plasma membrane; mitochondrial membrane.